AUGGCCGGGGCAAAGGCUCUGGGGAGAGACAGGGCCAGAAGCGACGAAGGGAAAAAAACUAGCACCUCCCCCUGCGCCCUGCGCCCCCCUCCCUCGUCUUAUCAGCGGCGCGCGGGCGGGCGGCCUUGGGCGCGAGGCGGCGGCAGCGGGGCCUUAUUGCAGGUGCGCUGGCGCCGCCGAGUCUGCGGCGGCCGCUCCGUGGCCGGCCGGGAGGCCGGGCGGGUGGCGGCGGCAGGCACGGCGCGAGCGGAGGCGCGGGGGUGCGGCCUCGCCUUCGCACGCAGGCCAGUGACCGCCGCUGGACAGAGCGCCCUGGACCUGCACGCCACCAGCCCGGCGCCCUCGGGAACCCUGAUCCCGCCCUCCUCCACCUGCCCCUCUGAGAGGAGGCCCGUGUCCCUGCCGCCCCCCACCCCCGCGGCUUGCAAUCUGGGGGUCAGGGGGCUGUGCAUCUUAAGACUGCAUCUUUAG
This is a messenger RNA of Rangifer tarandus platyrhynchus (Svalbard reindeer), 471 nucleotides long. The record is from the annotation of a GenBank genome assembly. Lineage: Eukaryota; Metazoa; Chordata; Mammalia; Artiodactyla; Cervidae.